Neogale vison (American mink) is the source of this 912-nucleotide messenger RNA. RefSeq names its product microtubule interacting and trafficking domain containing 1 (gene MITD1). Bases 44 to 793 code for a protein of 249 amino acids. The transcript has 7 exons. The record is from RefSeq and is a predicted model, not a curated record. Gene Ontology annotation, cellular component: midbody. Gene Ontology annotation, biological process: midbody abscission. NCBI's taxonomy places the organism in Eukaryota, Metazoa, Chordata, Mammalia, Carnivora, Mustelidae.
UCGGCUCUGGUUGGGUUUGGGAGCGGAGGAGAGUUUCCGAGCUAUGGCGAAGACCGGGAGGGAGGUGGAUACCCAGAGCGUGGCUGCAUUCACCGUGUUAAAGCGGGCGGUGGAGCUAGACUCGGAAUCCCGGUACCAGCAGGCUCUGGUUUGUUACCAAGAGGGGAUAGACCUGCUCAUGCAGGUUCUGAGAGGUACCAAAGAUGACACAAAGAAAUCUAAUCUCAGAAAGCAAAUUACUGGCUACAUGGAUAGAGCAGAAAUAGUGAAGAAAUACUUGGAUCAAGAAAAAGAAGAUGGAAAAUAUCAUGAGCAGAUUAAAAUAGAAGAGAAUGCAACAGGUUUCAGUUAUGAGUCGCUUUUUCAAAAAUACCUUAAUGAAACAGUUACAGAAGUUUGGAUACAAGAUCCUUAUAUUAGACAGAUUCAUCAGCUAUAUAAUUUUCUUCGAUUUUGUGAGAUGCUUAUUAAGAAACCAUGUAAAGUAAAAACUAUUCAUCUUCUCACCUCUCUGGAUGAAGGUAGUGGGAAACAGCAGCAAAGUAGUGGUCUGCAAGAAAUAAAAGAGUCACUCCAGAAUCAUGGGGUGCUGUUGGAAAUAGAAUAUUCUUCUUCAGUUCAUGACCGAGAAAUUAGGUUUAAUAAUGGAUGGAUGAUUAAGAUUGGAAGGGGACUUGACUAUUUUAAGAAACCACAGAGUCGUUUUUCCCUUGGAUAUUGUGAUUUUGAUUUAAGACCAUGUCAUGAAACAACAGUGGAUAUUUUUCAUAAUAAGUACACAAAAAAAAUAUGAUGGGUAGCAGCUUAAUUUGCAUUAUAUAUUUCUAUUUUAAGUGAAUAUUGAUUUUGUUACUUUGGACAGAUCAUUCCUAUAAUUAUGAAUUUAACAAUAAAUUUUUACAUUUCUACUAA